Molecule: messenger RNA, 747 nt
Organism: Volvox carteri f. nagariensis
Lineage: Eukaryota; Viridiplantae; Chlorophyta; Chlorophyceae; Chlamydomonadales; Volvocaceae
Exons: 8
Coding region: 1-747 (248 amino acids)
Source: RefSeq, a predicted model, not a curated record
AUGGUUUGUGUUGAGCAUGUCCCGUACAAGGCCGAAUUCCGGUUAGCAUCGGGGUUGGACCUGGGUGUCAAGUAUUUCACAGCGCCAUACCUGGAUUCCCAGUACGCCAGCGUCAACGUGGCGCUGCCGCAGCUGCUUAUGUGCGCCUAUAGCACCCCCAAUUUCCUCACCGGCAAGAAGGGCAGGUUUCCGGAGAACCCUGGCUCGGUUGUCUUUUUUUCCGGGGACGCAGAGCGUCAUGAAGCUUGUUUCCGAAGAUUAGGGCAGAAGCCGCAGUGGAAACCUGAAGAGGAGCCCAAGACCCAGACGUCACCGCAGCCGCCGCAGCGGCCGCCCUCAGUGCCCCCAGCAGCCGCCAAGCCGCCACCGGCUCAAGGGGCUGCCGUAGCCGCGGCCGCUGCAGGGACGAAGCGGAAGGUUUCGGAGGAGUCCCGGCCCGCGGCAGAUGGCACCAAGCGCGCGCGUACGGCCACGCCACCGCUUCCUCAGCCGGCGGCAGGCGCCACGCAAGCAGGUCCCGUGGCAGCGGCUGCCAGGCCGGCUGCGGCAGGGGCGGCGCCUGCUGCUGGUGCCAGUGCGGCCGCCCUGUGUGUAUCUGUUCAAAAGGAACGUCACGACUUCACCCGCUACUUCGCCAAGCGCACCACCACUCCGGAGCUGCGUGCGGGUCUCAAAAGCCUCACUGUGUCACUGUGCAAGUCCUCGAAGAACGAGGCGGGACAGCUGCUUGUGUCGCUUAAGAAGUGA